Leguminivora glycinivorella is the source of this 773-nucleotide messenger RNA. RefSeq lists its product as uncharacterized. Lineage: Eukaryota; Metazoa; Arthropoda; Insecta; Lepidoptera; Tortricidae. Bases 193 to 681 code for a protein of 162 amino acids. The record is from RefSeq and is a predicted model, not a curated record. The transcript is spliced from 3 exons.
AUAGUUAUUUAAUAAUAUUUAAUUUAAAUUACAAUUAUCAUAACUUACAUUCUUGUGAACUUUUGUAACCGAAUAUUGCUUCAAACUGCAAUAUGGGCAACCUAUAAAUAAUAGUGUCGUAUUAUUAAUAACCAAUUAAUAACGCAUUUUGUGGAGUUAGUUUUUGUAUUUUUCUUGGAGAAAAUAAUUAAAAUGGCGUGUAAAUAUAUUGUGUCUGUAUUUCUUCUGAUGCUGUGUUCACAGCACGUCUACUCCCAAGCCUUAUUUCCCAACCCCUGCGGUAAAUCACAGGUGACAUCAGUAUCCAAGACCAGCAUCCAAAGCCCUUGCCCACCAGUGAUGACACCGUGUCCACCAGUGGUGACACCGUGCCCACCAGUGGUGUCACCGUGCCAGCCGGUGUGCCAAUGCCAGCCAGUUUGCCAAGCUAGUUACGCCCCUGUUUGUGAUGUGGAUUAUGUAGCUUCGUAUGGUAUACCGACCACCACUAUUAUUCAGGACGACUCCGUAGCCAAUAACCUAGCCAAUGCUCUCCAACUCCUCAUAGUUAGCAACCUUCUUGGCAACACUCUUCCUAACAACGAUCUUCUACUAGGCGCCCCGUUGCUAGGGCAACCAGGUUUGCUGGGGCAACCAGCGUUGCUAGGGCAACCAGCUUUGCCAUUCUCCCUGGGUUGUUAGGAUGUGGAUGCGGAUUAGGAUGUGGAUGCGGUGGAUGUUUACUUUAAGAUUUUUUGUACUUCAUUUAGUAAUACAUUUUGUUUUUUAUAAAA